UGAUGACAGGGUUUUAGGCCGUGAAGAAAAAAUUAAGGAUGGCGACUCAGUCUUUGCUUGCAAUUCCUUCACCUCUAAGGUUUCGGCUUCUGCCGUUUCGAUGUCAACCUUGUUAUUUCCAUAAACGCUCAGAAAUUUAUCUUCCUCAUCAAACAAUUUAUACUCAUACCACUUCAAUUAAAGCAUCGGCAGCAGACCAUAACGAGCCUAAUGAGUUUAAGGUAGAGAAAUUCAAAGAAGCAAUGCCAAGUCUGGUUCAAGAAUUUCAAGGGAGAAAAGUUCAGUAUACACUCCUAGAUAGACUUCAAUUUCUUGUUCAAGAUGCAUUAAAGUGGUUGCUUUUCGGAUAUUUCAUCUUUAACUUUUUAUUCGAUGUUUCAUAUGCAUUAUUUACAAGUGGGCAACCAAUUCUUGGCCUCUUUAGUGGCUGCAUGGUGGCUCAUUUUUUGAAGGAGAUGUCCCUAGAUUUGUGUCAUCGAUCUGAGGUGAAUGAUUUAAAAUGGCGGCGUUUGGGUUUGUGUGGCUUUUUUGUGUUGCUCCAGUUUACUAUGAAAUGGAAAGUGUUGCUCAAGUUUACUACAGAAUGGUUCUCAGAAGAACAAAAGUUGUUUCUUUGGCAUGUUGGAAAUGGUGGACUAAUGCAGUUACUAUGGUAUUGGAGAAAUUUUUUCGAAGAAGCAAAGAACAAACACUGAAUGAGUACAUGGCACACCUUUUGGUUCGAGGAGGUAGACAAAUAGUAGAGUUCUAAGUUUCUAAAAAUAUGUAAACAGUGUGGUUGGGUUAAUCUUUUGAACUUGUUUCAUCGGUCUUCAUUUGUUUAUCAUACAUCAAUAACCACUUUCAAUCAUCUUGUUUUAUUUAUUCCCUUCUUAUUCAAGUGAAUGAAACAAACCUAAUGGUGCAAUUUAUCAGUAUUAUUCGUGUAACCUAUAUGUGCAGCGACUUGUGAUGUUUUAUUAGUAUGUUUUGACAUUUAAACAUGUAUAAAGUAAUGCUAGAGCAUUCAUAUUCAUCACAUGUUUUAUUAGUAUGUUUUGCAAACUA
Molecule: messenger RNA, 1047 nt
Organism: Trifolium pratense (red clover)
Lineage: Eukaryota; Viridiplantae; Streptophyta; Magnoliopsida; Fabales; Fabaceae
Exons: 3
Coding region: 39-695 (218 amino acids)
Source: RefSeq, a predicted model, not a curated record